Agrilus planipennis (emerald ash borer) is the source of this 8646-nucleotide messenger RNA. RefSeq lists its product as uncharacterized. The record is from RefSeq and is a predicted model, not a curated record. Bases 83 to 8626 code for a protein of 2847 amino acids. Gene Ontology annotation, molecular function: protein binding. Lineage: Eukaryota; Metazoa; Arthropoda; Insecta; Coleoptera; Buprestidae. The transcript is spliced from 15 exons.
UUUUUUUCUAGUUGUGGCAUUUGCUUGCAUUGAAGAUACUUUUAAUUGUUAUAUUCUCGUGGUUAUUGUUUUUGUAGCAAAAAUGAUAAGAUCAAGUUUGUUGUCCACAAUGCAGUCGACAGACGUAAUACGAAUAAUGGAGAAAAAACGCAAUUACGCAAUUCAUACUGUCAAUCUACAGCAUGACAACGUUAAAGUAUCCCCUCCGUUUAUUGAGUUUGUGGAUACUUCAGAAGGAAACGUAUAUGAAAAGACAGUUACAAUUGUUAAUUGUGGAUAUGUCAAUGCGUUUAUUAGAAUAGGCAGUCCAAAAUCAUUUGCAUUUCACAUCGAUCCCAUAAAACGUACAGUAAUGCUCUCUCCAGGUUUAUCAAUAAAAAAGAAGGUGACGUAUCAUUAUUCAAAAGCGACACAUUUACCUUAUGCAGAGGUCCCAAUUUACAUUAACGACGUGGUUUACAUGUAUCCACUACUCAUUACAUCUUCGGACGUGAAUAUUGAAGCUACUCCACAUGAUGUAGAUUUCGGCGAUCUAAAUGUCAGAUGUGUAUCAAACGCCCAGAUCAUUACAUUACGCAAUCUCUGCGGAAGAACUGUUAGAUUUAUUGCAGACGUUUACUCAUGUCACAACACGCUGGACAUAGAACCUUCAAGAGGAGUACUGAAGCCUAAAGGAGAAAUGCCACUUUCAUUGCAAAUUAUGGUAGAUCAGUUGGGUCCUUAUAGUACCCAGUUUUGGAUAAAAUGUGCUAAUUCAAUAUCUGUAAAAGUUUCGGCAAAUAUUAUUCAACCGCGUUUCGAGAUACUUCAUCCCAUUCCUGCUAACGAGCGAACAAUGUUCUUAAAUUUUGGAAAAACGUAUUUCGGAGCAACAGUUUGCAAAACGGUGAUUAUACGAAAUUAUAAUGCUUCUAAAACAAUAUUCUGUACAGCAGUGAAACAGUCGGGAGAACAAAUGGUGCUUCGUGAAGCUAUUAACACAAUCCCUGAUAUGAACGCCUUUCGCUGCUUUCCCACAGGAGGACAAUUUUAUCCAAUGGAGACUAAAACAAUAACUGUAUCAUUUACCCCAACAAAACCAAUUAACACAGGCAAUCGAUAUGUUGUUAAGGAAUACUUUCAAUGGUUUAAGUUCGUCGAAUUGUAUUUCCAAGAAGCGCGUGUAUUCGAGAUUAUCGACAGUGAUUUGGAAGCUAAAAAAGAAUCCUCCGAGCUGAGAUAUGCCAGCCCAGGUUACAUGUCGUCAUCAACAUUACUAGAUGCAGGGCGUAUGUUAAGAGAAGGUUCUGAUGACUCCGAAUCACAAACUGAAACAAGACUGGUUUUCGGAAGGGAUGAUAAUUACGUAGUGACACUCCUAUAUGCAGUAGCGUUCGUUCCCGAUGUUAGUUUAGUUCCAUCAGAACUGUUAGUAAAAGACAUGUACUUAAUGGAUGUUGUAACAAGGGUAAUAAGUAUGAAAAAUAACAAUCAGCACAUUUCGAUCUACUUCGAGUAUAAACCAACUGCCUAUGUUCAAGUAAAACCUUCCGAUGGUUGCAUCAAACCUCUAAGUCAGUUGGAUCUUCUGGUCAAUAUUACAGCCUCUGCACCGGGAAAAAAGAAAACUAAAAUAAUAUUUGACCUUUUGUACCCAAACCUGCCAAGUAUCGAAACAAAAGGAAUGCAAAUCGUCGGACAAAUCGAGGCGAACAUUCAGCUAGAAUCGACCACGAUAUCGAAAAAGCCCGUACCCAAAAUUAAUCACGGUAUCACACCCGUUAUUACCCAUGAAGUGGGCUUUCUUCCCGAAGAAGUUUCAUUCGAUACCAAUAUACCUAUACCGAAACCGAUCGUUGUUGAUAGAAUAAAAAGUGUUGACAAAUUAAGUGACAUAAUAGCAUUCCCAAACGACAUGCCCAAGUCACUGAGACCGAGACGGAAUAUCACAAAAAGGUGUACCACAAUUUUCGCCAAGAUUCCUCGAGCAAUAGCCACCUGGGACGAAUACGAUGUACCCGAUGCACAAAAGUAUACAUUAGAACUUAGCAGGGCCUAUUUUGACAUUUACUUUGAGCGCAAGAGGGAAAUAAGAGAUGCGAAACUUAGAGAAGCUGCAAUACAAAGAAAAAUGAAAUAUGAACUAGAAAAUUACACUAUCACUGAUAAGAAUCAUCUUCUACUCUUGAAUAUGCCGGAAGAAAAUUGUCCGACGUUUAGAGAAUUAAAGGAGAAACCUAUCUGCAUGAGUAGUUUGCCAAUGAGCCCUGAGGCACUUUUUAAUUUUAAAGUGUACCCUUCUAGUAUUAUAUUAAAAAGGGUGCUGAUUGAUAGCUCAGUAGCAGAAAAAGUUACACUUCAAAAUCUCAAUGAUUUCAACGUGGCCAUCACUAUUAGUUUCUCAAAACCUUUAAUAGAAAUAUCUGACGGAAAUAAUGCAAUUCUGAAAGCACAUUCGUCGAAAGAAAUCGAGCUACUGUUCACUGCCCCUUCAAAACCCGGAUUGGUAUUUGUGCAGAUAGAAAUUAUUGCAAACGGAAGCCAUUUCACCGAGAUCGCCUUCAACGCCCACAUUGUCGACACAAUGGUAGAACUAAAUCCAACUGAUAUCAUCUUCGAGAAUGUCGAAGACUACAAGGUGGUCACUGUCACAAACAUCGUAUUUGGCAACAUAGUCUUUAAAUGGAAACUGAAUUCCGAUUGUUUUCGAAUAGUACCAAUGGCCGGUGUCAUCCCACCGCAUCGCAAUUUAAAGUGUGCAAUUUACAAGAAAAAAUGCGAAAACGUCUGCAUCGACACCGAAGCGGAACUAAAUUUUUUUUACUCCGGGAUAUACAGGACUAUUUCCUUGUUAGUGAGAUACACCCCAUUCAACGUAUUUUUGCUGAGCAACCGCCUGAGCGUUCCGAACGUUCCGUUGAACACAAAAUUGAAACGGUCAGUAAUUUUAAGGAACGCGGACAUGUGCUGUGUGACAUUUUCAAUUAGCGGUCAUCAGCAUAUACCUGGUUUGACGGUCACCCCAGAAAACGGAAUGUUGGAAAGGAAGUGCGAUCAAUUGAUCGAUAUAAUUUUCCAUUUCACCACUACGCUCCGACUCGACUGUACCUUGGUCAUAUCCGUUGGAAAAAUGUUGGAAUUAAACUUGAAAAUAGAUGCAACUGUGGUGUAUCCGUUCUAUUACAUACAACCAGACGCUCUACAUCUCAAAAAGGUCACAUGUUUCUCCACCCACAGCAUGUCCUUCAAUAUCGUAAACAAGUGUAGUUGUAGAAGCAAGUUUCGCAUACCUCUCCAUGAAGUCCCUGAAUACGCGAUUAAAGAAAAGAAUGACUACAGCAGCAAAACCCUUUUUAAUGACGGAUUUUUUCUUAAUCCGGGAGAAACAAAAAGGCUUUGCUUAUUUUUCACUCCCAGAACCACUAACACACUCAAGUUUUAUUUGCCGGUUGUUGUGAACGACAUCGUGGGACCACCAGUGGUCAAUGUUUCAGAGAAUUUCAUGUAUUUUGUUGAAAAUAAUCGAACUUUGUACGAAAACAUAUAUGAAGUCGAUUUAGACCCAAAUGACUACAAGUUGCAAACAAUGACGAUUUCAAGUACCGUUACCAAUAUCGAUUUGAACUUUUCGAAAAUUAAAUUUGCUUUCGAAAUUAAUCAGUAUAAACAUGAGCUGCCUGAAAAGCAAAGCCUUAUUAUCACUAAUGUGGGUGAUGAGGAAAAUGAAUUCUGCAUAAGAAUUGAUGAUAUUAAAGAAAGCAUUUCCAUUUUGCACUCAGUAGAUGACGGAAUGUUUGAAGAUUUUGAUAAUUCUGUUUCCGCCAAGUUGAACGUGGGUGAGGAGGCCAUAUUAGAUAUUGUUUGCCAUACUGUACCUGAAAUUGGUAAAACCUUACACGCUCCGGUUUUUGUAAGGCACUACUCAAAUGGACCCCUGUUUACCUAUCUCUCCUUUGAAAUAAUUUACAAACCAGCCACAAUUAGCUUCCAGGAAGAGAUCGUGUUCUUUCCACCAGUUCCCCCAUGUUGUGGAGUCGGAAAAACCAUAACUGUCGAACUUGCUGAUCAUUCAGUUGAUUGUCAUUUCACAGCUGAAACUGAGCUGAACGAUUUAAUUAUAACAGUUGGAGGUAGAAAAAGAACUUAUCAGAAUAGAGAAACCGUGCCCCUGAAACUGUUCGUGUACUUCAGAGGAAAUGGUAUAGUUGACACCGAUGUAAACCUUGCAUGUUCUUGCGGUUCUUCGCAAAAAAUUGGCGUGAAAGGCUGUGCGGAAAAUUGCCUCUUUACAAUACAUGGCUUCUUGAAAGUAUUUGACGAACAUAAUUACCAAAAUAUUGUAAGCAACGAGGAUUGCGAAGACAUGGAAAAUGCAUUUCCGUAUUGCGUGUAUUCGGGAAAACGUCUCAAUAUUUCGAAUUACACGUGUCCGUUUUUUCCGAAUUCUGAAUGUUCAUCUAAUAGAUAUUACAUUCAUAUGAAGAGGACGUUGGAAACGAUGGAAUAUGUUGUGUUCAGUCAAGUCUUUAAUAACGAUAAAUUUCUAAAGAUACCCGAAGGAUUUUCGACAAUGCCAGCUGAGCGUAAAGGCAAAGAUAAAAAUGAAAAAGACAAAAAGAAUGAACGAAAAACAUAUUUGUACUAUGAACAGUUUCUUAUAAAGUUACUAGGAGACAAGAUUACUUCUAUCAUUUGGUGUGGCAGAAAGUUUACAUUACCUGCGGACGACAUCCAACGAGUAAUAAAAGUUUGCGAAAGUUACUCAAAAGCGCUUGCUUUCUUUAAAUCAAAGGGUGCCACACUUCCCUACGUACAUCCGGAAUAUUUAUUAUCUUAUGACGAUUAUUUGAUAUUGGUCAAUCAGAUUGCACCGCAAAGGAAAGAUAUCCGUUUAGAACUUACAAAACCAUACAAAGAAAAAGACUUUUAUUUACGAAGUCAGCAGUGCUGGUUGGACCUAAUUCUUCAAACAUAUAAAGUUGUAAUACUCUUCCAAAUUCAGUCCAUGCCUUUCAUCCCAAAUACUACAGAAAACAAUUAUUCAGACUCUGGCGUGGAAACUCUGCUUUCUGAAAGAUCGGAAGAAGUGAGCGUUGCUCCAUACUACGAAACAGAUCCCUUGUCGACUGGCAGUACUUCAGAUCCUUUUGAAAUCCUACAAUCACCCGCAGAAAGUCUUCAUUGUACGAGCAGCCACUUUGCUACCAAAUCCGAAUUGGCAAUUCUCAGCUGGCUGGAAAGUUCGUAUAAUGUCCAAAUAAAAACGUGGAAUGAAAAUCUGGAGAACGUACUCGAAGAACGUCAACUGACGAAUUUCAACGAGGAUUUGGAAGACGGUCUUGUUUUACUGGCUGCAAUCUCCCUCUACUGCCCCUUUUUCAACGACAAUAUGAACGACAUCUACUUUUGUCCCGAUUCCUUAGAGAACAUGCACCAUAACGCAAUAGUAGUGAUGGAAUGGCUCAAGCAGCUACACGCCGUUAUUACUGUGAGUCCCGAAUAUAUAACGGAUACAGAAACGGGAAUCUACACGUUAAUCCUGUGCGUGUAUUUGUUCCAAUUUCUGCCAUCCAUUUACCCACUGAAGACAAUAAGUUUAGAAGCUAACAUCAACAAAUCAGCUAGCAGUACCAUUGCUGUGUUCAACAACGACAAGCAGAAGAUCAUGUACAAUGUUACUCUGUUUAAAAACGAUUACAACUGCGUCUCGGUCAGUAGCACGGAGUUUGUGGUUCAGCCGAAGAAAUCGGUUAAAGUUAAGUUAACAUUUAGAGCAAACUUUAUCAAAACUGUGAGGGUAUUUGUUCUACUGAAUGGCGAAAACAGGGGUUACCGUUUUGCCAAGUGCAUGUCCUACUGGUUAGAAGGCAUCGUCAAGUUUGAUCGUUGUACAACAACUGUAAAACUUCCCGUUCCGGUCUACAAUUCCGUCGAUGUCUCUUUACCCGUUCGGUCACCGUACGCUGUUGAAACGAAUUACCGAAUCUUUUACACCACAGGUAAAGUGGAAAAUUCGAACAGUGUAGAGCUGUUGUCGUGGAAAACUAGAAACGAAUUACCUACGCUACCCAGUAGAAUUAAUUCGCAAAUGAGUGAAUUAAUUUGCGAUCAGAAAGGCGUCGGAAUUCUGCAAUUCCGGGCGUACUGCUUCAGCGAAAUCGGACGGAUGUAUCUCAUAUUUUUUACGAAUGUUCAAGUUGGAGACUUCUGCAUAGAACUGAAGAUCGUGCCGAACACCGAAGAGUUAUCCCAUACUGUUAUCCCAAUCGAAAUGGACGAGGUGAUGUUCUCGAAAACGGUUGCCGCAAAGUGCACCUGUGGAACGCGCGGAUCAGAUACUAAUAAUGUAGUAACGAAAGCGAAAACAUGUCCUAAAAUAAUAAAUAUACAGAUUCCUUGCCUCAACGAUGACUUAUGGACAGGAGUUGGUAAGCUGUUUAGUUGUGCAGUAGAAGGCCUCGAACAAUGGAGCAAAGAUUACGGUAAGAUGUUUACAUUACCUGCGGACGACAUCCAACGAGUAAUAAAAGUUUGCGAAAGUUACUCAAAAGCGCUUGCUUUCUUUAAAUCAAAGGGUGCCACACUUCCCUACGUACAUCCGGAAUAUUUAUUAUCUUAUGACGAUUAUUUGAUAUUGAUCAAUCAGAUUGCACCGCAAAGGAAAGAUAUCCGUUUAGAACUUACAAAACCAUACAAAGAAAAAGACUUUUAUUUACGAAGUCAGCAGUGCUGGUUGGACCUAAUUCUUCAAACAUAUAAAGUUGUAAUACUCUUCCAAAUUCAGUCCAUGCCUUUCAUCCCAAAUACUACAGAAAACAAUUAUUCAGACUCUGGCGUGGAAACUCUGCUUUCUGAAAGAUCGGAAGAAGUGAGCGUUGCUCCAUACUACGAAACAGAUCCCUUGUCGACUGGCAGUACUUCAGAUCCUUUUGAAAUCCUACAAUCACCCGCAGAAAGUCUUCAUUGUACGAGCAGCCACUUUGCUACCAAAUCCGAAUUGGCAAUUCUCAGCUGGCUGGAAAGUUCGUAUAAUGUCCAAAUAAAAACGUGGAAUGAAAAUCUGGAGAACGUACUCGAAGAACGUCAACUGACGAAUUUCAACGAGGAUUUGGAAGACGGUCUUGUUUUACUGGCUGCAAUCUCCCUCUACUGCCCCUUUUUCAACGACAAUAUGAACGACAUCUACUUUUGUCCCGAUUCCUUAGAGAACAUGCACCAUAACGCAAUAGUAGUGAUGGAAUGGCUCAAGCAGCUACACGCCGUUAUUACUGUGAGUCCCGAAUAUAUAACGGAUACAGAAACGGGAAUCUACACGUUAAUCCUGUGCGUGUAUUUGUUCCAAUUUCUGCCAUCCAUUUACCCACUGAAGACAAUAAGUUUAGAAGCUAACAUCAACAAAUCAGCUAGCAGUACCAUUGCUGUGUUCAACAACGACAAGCAGAAGAUCAUGUACAAUGUUACUCUGUUUAAAAACGAUUACAACUGCGUCUCGGUCAGUAGCACGGAGUUUGUGGUUCAGCCGAAGAAAUCGGUUAAAGUUAAGUUAACAUUUAGAGCAAACUUUAUCAAAACUGUGAGGGUAUUUGUUCUACUGAAUGGCGAAAACAGGGGUUACCGUUUUGCCAAGUGCAUGUCCUACUGGUUAGAAGGCAUCGUCAAGUUUGAUCGUUGUACAACAACUGUAAAACUUCCCGUUCCGGUCUACAAUUCCGUCGAUGUCUCUUUACCCGUUCGGUCACCGUACGCUGUUGAAACGAAUUACCGAAUCUUUUACACCACAGGUAAAGUGGAAAAUUCGAACAGUGUAGAGCUGUUGUCGUGGAAAACUAGAAACGAAUUACCUACGCUACCCAGUAGAAUUAAUUCGCAAAUGAGUGAAUUAAUUUGCGAUCAGAAAGGCGUCGGAAUUCUGCAAUUCCGGGCGUACUGCUUCAGCGAAAUCGGACGGAUGUAUCUCAUAUUUUUUACGAAUGUUCAAGUUGGAGACUUCUGCAUAGAACUGAAGAUCGUGCCGAACACCGAAGAGUUAUCCCAUACUGUUAUCCCAAUCGAAAUGGACGAGGUGAUGUUCUCGAAAACGGUUGCCGCAAAGUGCACCUGUGGAACGCGCGGAUCAGAUACUAAUAAUGUAGUAACGAAAGCGAAAACAUGUCCUAAAAUAAUAAAUAUACAGAUUCCUUGCCUCAACGAUGACUUAUGGACAGGAGUUGGUAAGCUGUUUAGUUGUGCAGUAGAAGGCCUCGAACAAUGGAGCAAAGAUUACGCUGCUACGUCAUACUUGGGAUCAAAGUUGGUUUACUUUGCUGUUGACAACGUAAACGAAGAAUGCAGAGAUGACAUCGCCCAGCUUUACAGACAAGGGGUGGAAUACAAACUAACUUACAAUACAUCCACCGUCUCUUUACCAAACACAAUUUUCAUCGAUGGAGUUCGUAAAAUACGAGAAAGCGUAGACGUUUCAAUGCAUAUAAACGCGAAUAAGUUGAGCAACUUGAAAAACUUCACGAUUACCCUAAUUUCUGAUGACCUAUUGGAAAAACGGUACUACGACGUGACGUGGACAUUUCCGUCUAAUUUCAGAGGCAGUUUGAUGGAGACGCAGUCGGACUUGUUGGCGCUCAGUUCUACCAGUUUUGAUCAGCAGUAAUAACAUUUUUAUUUAAAAUA